GUUUCACUCAACUUUCCCGAUUGCUUGUUUGAUUUUCCAAAGAACGUUGUUUUCUCCAGUUCCGUUACUUCUAUUAAGUUUCAUAAAAGAAGAAUUUACGUCAAUUGAGGUUAGAAUAUAAGUGCCGGUGAAUAAGCUUGCUCCACUACUUCCCAUCAACCCUCAAAAGGCCACAAUGGCGUGGCUCUCGAUCCUGCCGGCCCAUCUCAACACAGUCGAGGGAUGGCUAGUCCGUUUAUUUAUACUAUUCGCAUUGUUAACCAUCGGACCAUGGGCGAUCCUCCUUGUUUACGAUGUUCUUCUCUACAUCUGGCGAUCUGCAGCCUACGAGGUACCGGUCGUUGGAGGCCGAGCGCAUGGAAGAAGGCGGCCAAGAGCACCUAGCUUGACGGAACGGCCAAGUGGACGGCCUCGCCGCUUCAGCCUGAGCCAGACUAUUUCUUCAACGGCUGAGUCGUCAGAGAACACUGAUAACUUGAGGAAGAGACCGAAUCCACAAACGAGCGACCAAUCCAAUAAUAGCGUUCAUUAGCGGCGAGCGACAAGAGGACAGAGCAUUCUUAUAAGUUUAUUUAAAGCUGCAUCGGCGUUCAAAAGAGACGCGUUGGGACAUUUUAGGGUUGGCAUCAUGCAUUGUAUUCAGAGUCAUAGACAUUUGCUCGCUGCUUCACCACUGCUAGAAAUCAAUAACUACAAUCACGAAAAAUAACGAGGGAAAUUGUGUUAUAUUAAUUUUCUGCCACUCUCAUAGCUACGUCUGAUGAUAUUAGGGAAGUGCGUAUUUUAUCUGACCAAGAAAGGAGAACCGGCCCUUGAAAGGAAUGAGUAUCUAGAAGACAGCGCAAAGAAAAUGCGGCCAAUCCCAUUGGUAGCAGACAUGAAACAAUUCCCGACGGCUGAGAAAAGUAGGAUGAAGUUAAAAUAGAAUGAAAGCACUCUGACAU
Molecule: messenger RNA, 944 nt
Organism: Xylona heveae TC161
Lineage: Eukaryota; Fungi; Ascomycota; Xylonomycetes; Xylonales; Xylonaceae
Exons: 2
Coding region: 176-532 (118 amino acids)
Source: RefSeq, a predicted model, not a curated record